UUACUUACUCUUCAUCCUGAAAAUUAAAUUAUACAAUUUUUAAUUAUAUGAACUUUGAGACUUUCUUGUGUUCUGGAGGGAAAAAACGGUACCUCAACCAACUUCUAAAAAAAAAAUACGUAUCUUCUUGGCUAAUAAAGUGUUAUCAAGAUUAAGGCUUUUAAAAAAAUUGUUUUUAGGAAUCUAUAGGAUGGGGUGCGUGAGGGAAUGGGGUGUAUUGUGUCUUUAGUUUAACUUGAUUGGUUGCAGGAUUUGGGAAUUGGGGUUGGGGGAGUGGAAGGGUAAAAACAAAGUUGGAAGAGAUUCUGGGGGUAGACACAUAGCAUAUGACUGCAUGUGUAGUUUAAAGGAGCAAAGGGCUACCAGUCUUACUCAUAACUUGAUUUUUAAAAAGUGUUCAGUGCCUACAAUUUGCUAUGCUUUUUUCUAACCUCUCAGAAACUGGAAAAAAAGCUAUCGAGAUUACCUUUUACAGUGUGUGCAUAUAACUUUAAAACGACUAUUUUAACGUCUUUUAUUUAAAUUUUAUUUUAACGUAGUGCAUAAACAUUACAGCCAGUUUAACUUGUCCGUAGAAAGGCAGAAGAAUUUUACCCCGGGACCAUCUUGCAUCCUGCUUUUUGAGUUUUAACAUCCGCAAAAUCUCGGCAUAUUAAUUUAGUUGGUUUGUAGAAUUCUGAGUUUAGGAACAAAAAAAGUUUAGGUGGAGAUGGUUGACCUAUGCUCCCUGCUCUGUAGCUUUUGUUUUUUAAAAACUAAGUUUUAAAUCCCGUUUUCUGUCCUGUCUUCUUUAAAAGCAAAACAAAACAUUUUAAGUUUCUUAACUUUUUCCUGGGACAAGGAACGGUGCAAACUCAAAGCUACAGUAUUCUUGGAAAGAAGAAGCAACCCCCUCCCUUGGCUCCUUUAGGAGCUGAUAGGUCAUUUAUUAUUGGAACUGAAAUGGUAUAAACAAUUCUCUCUCUUUUUUUUCCCUUGUUAACAGCAACUUUCAUUGUUAGAGAGAGGAGAGAGAGAGAAGCCUUGUUGGUUGACGUCACUUGGUUCAUGAAGCCUUCGCCUAGAAGUGAAGCUGCUGAACAAACCUUGAGAAGAAUCAUCUCCUGCUUCAAUCUGCUGCUGGAUAGGAACUAAUCAGAGAGAGAGAGGCGGAAGACGGAGAAGGAGGGAGUCGAAGGCUUUCCCGAUCACAAAUCUCACCUCCACUACAACUCUCUUUAUACUUUUCUUGCGGAAAUAAUAAUAGAAAUAAGGAGGUGGUGGGAUUUCCAAAAAUCUUAACCUUCAACCAUCUGGGGAAAAGGCAAAAAUCCCAUCUACCGCAACUCUCAGUUCGAAAGUAAAGGUUUCCCAACAGUGAUGUCACAAGAUUGACCACAUUGAUCACAAUAUGGAGUCUGGAGAACGGUUACCAUCCUCAGCAGCCUCCUCUACUACACCAACUUCAUCUUCGACACCUUCUGUGGCUUCAGUAGUUUCAAAAGGUGGCCUUUCCACUGGAGUUGCUUCACUUAGCUCUACAAUCAACCCAUGUGGACAUUUAUUCAGAACAGCUGGGGAUCAACCGUUUAACCUGUCCACAGUGUCGAGUGCCUUCCCAAUGGUCAGCCACCCAGUCUUUGGUCUACAUUCAGCCAGCUCAGGGCAUUCAGAAUUUGGUGGUUUGGGGACACUUGGUACACCCACAGCCUUAGCCGCACAUCCCCAACUAGCAUCUUUUCCAGGUGCAGAAUGGUGGCGAACAACUGAUACUCAUACUCGUACGGGAGCAACCUUCUUUCCACCAUUACUGGGAAUUCCACCACUAUUUGCUCCCCCAGCCCAGAAUCAUGAUUCUCCUUCAUUCCAUUCAAGGACUUCAGGAAAAAGUAAUCGAAAUGGUCCCGAAAAAGGUGUAAAUGGGUCAAUAAAUGGAAGUAAUACAUCAUCUGUAAUUGGUAUCAACACAUCUGUACUAUCCACUACUGCUUCAAGUUCCAUGGGACAAACUAAAAGUACAAGCUCAGGUGGAGGAAAUCGAAAAUGUAAUCAGGAACAAAGCAAAAACCAGCCUUUGGAUGCUAGAGUUGACAAAAUCAAAGAUAAGAAACCAAGGAAGAAAGCAAUGGAAAGUUCUAGCAACAGUGAUAGUGAUUCAGGCACAUCAUCAGACACCUCAAGUGAAGGCAUUAGUAGUAGUGAUUCAGAUGAUCUAGAAGAAGAUGAAGAAGAAGAGCAAAGUAUUGAAGAAAGUGAAGAUGAUGAUUCUGAUUCAGAGAGUGAAGCACAACAUAAAAGUAACAACCAGGUGCUAUUACAUGGUAUUUCAGACCCAAAAGCAGAUGGACAGAAAGCAACUGAAAAAGCCCAGGAAAAAAGAAUACACCAGCCAUUACCUCUUGCGUCUGAAUCCCAGACUCACUCAUUCCAAUCCCAGCAGAAGCAGCCUCAGGUUUUGUCACAGCAGCUUCCAUUUAUUUUCCAAAGCUCUCAGGCAAAGGAGGAAUCUGUGAACAAACACACCAGUGUAAUACAGUCUACGGGAUUGGUGUCCAAUGUGAAACCUUUAUCUUUGGUAAAUCAAGCCAAAAAGGAAACUUACAUGAAACUCAUAGUUCCUUCUCCUGAUGUUCUUAAAGCAGGGAAUAAAAAUACCUCUGAAGAAUCUAGUUCAUUGACCAGUGAAUUGAAAUCCAAACGGGAACAAUAUAAACAGGCAUUCCCAUCACAGUUAAAGAAACAAGAGUCAUCUAAGAGCCUGAAGAAGGUUAUUGCAGCUUUGUCAAAUCCAAAAGCAACCUCUAGUUCACCAGCACAUCCAAAACAAACAUUAGAAAACAACCACCCAAAUCCAUUCUUGACAAAUGCACUUUUAGGUAAUCACCAACCAAAUGGAGUUAUUCAAAGUGUCAUUCAAGAAGCUCCUCUAGCACUUACUACCAAAACUAAAAUGCAGAGCAAGAUUAAUGAAAACAUUGCUGCUGCAAGUAGCACCCCUUUUUCCUCACCUGUAAAUUUGAGUACAAGUGGGAGAAGAACCCCUGGCAUUCAGACACCUGUAAUGCCCUCUGCCUCUCCCAUCCUGCAUAGUCAAGGGAAGGAAAAAGCAGUUAGCAAUAAUGUAAACCCAGUAAAAACACAGCAUCACUCCCAUCCUGCAAAAUCUUUAGUGGAACAAUUCAGAGGAACAGAUUCAGACAUUCCCAGUAGUAAAGAUUCUGAAGAUUCAAAUGAGGAUGAAGAGGAAGAUGAUGAGGAAGAAGAUGAGGAAGAUGAUGAAGAUGAUGAAUCUGAUGACAGCCAAUCAGAAUCAGAUAGUAAUUCAGAAUCAGAUACAGAAGGAUCAGAAGAAGAAGAUGAUGAUGAUAAAGACCAAGAUGAAUCAGAUAGUGAUACUGAAGGAGAGAAAACUUCAAUGAAACUGAAUAAAACAACUUCCUCUGUCAAAAGCCCUUCCAUGAGUCUCACAGCUCACUCAACACCUCGUAACCUCCACAUAGCAAAAGCCCCAGGCUCUGCUCCUGCUGCCUUAUGUUCUGAAUCCCAGUCACCUGCUUUUCUUGGUACAUCUUCUUCCACACUUACUUCAAGCCCACACUCUGGCACUUCCAAAAGAAGAAGAGUAACAGAUGAACGUGAACUGCGUAUUCCAUUGGAAUAUGGCUGGCAGAGAGAGACAAGAAUAAGAAACUUUGGAGGGCGCCUUCAAGGAGAAGUAGCAUAUUAUGCUCCAUGUGGAAAGAAACUUAGGCAGUACCCUGAAGUAAUAAAGUAUCUCAGCAGAAAUGGAAUAAUGGAUAUCUCAAGGGACAAUUUCAGCUUCAGUGCAAAAAUAAGAGUGGGUGACUUCUAUGAAGCCAGAGAUGGACCGCAGGGAAUGCAGUGGUGUCUUUUGAAAGAAGAGGAUGUCAUUCCUCGUAUCAGGGCAAUGGAAGGUCGUAGAGGAAGACCACCAAAUCCAGAUAGACAACGAGCAAGAGAGGAAUCCAGGAUGAGACGUCGGAAAGGUCGACCUCCAAAUGUUGGCAAUGCUGAAUUCCUAGAUAAUGCAGAUGCAAAGUUGCUAAGAAAACUGCAAGCUCAAGAAAUAGCCAGGCAAGCAGCACAAAUAAAGCUUUUGAGAAAACUUCAAAAGCAGGAACAGGCUCGGGUUGCUAAAGAAGCCAAAAAACAACAAGCAAUAAUGGCUGCUGAGGAGAAGCGGAAGCAAAAAGAACAGAUAAAGAUUAUGAAACAGCAGGAAAAAAUUAAGAGAAUACAGCAAAUCAGAAUGGAAAAAGAACUUCGAGCUCAGCAAAUUCUAGAGGCUAAAAAGAAAAAGAAGGAAGAAGCGGCAAAUGCCAAAUUAUUGGAGGCCGAGAAACGAAUAAAGGAAAAAGAAAUGAGAAGACAACAAGCUGUUCUUCUGAAACAUCAGGAGUUGGAGAGGCAUAGACUAGAUAUGGUAUGGGAACGAGAGCGAAGGCGACAACACAUGAUGCUUAUGAAAGCUAUGGAAGCUCGUAAAAAAGCAGAAGAGAAGGAACGGUUGAAGCAAGAAAAACGUGAUGAGAAAAGAUUAAAUAAAGAGCGUAAACUAGAGCAGCGAAGAUUAGAAUUAGAAAUGGCAAAGGAACUAAAGAAGCCUAAUGAAGACAUGUGCUUAGCAGACCAAAAGCCUUUGCCAGAGUUGCCUCGUAUUCCAGGACUUGUUCUCUCUGGAAGUACAUUUUCAGACUGUCUCAUGGUGGUGCAGUUCUUACGAAACUUUGGUAAAGUUUUGGGCUUUGAUGUGAAUAUUGAUGUUCCAAACCUGAGUGUUCUUCAAGAGGGAUUGCUAAAUAUAGGGGACAGCAUGGGUGAAGUACAAGACUUGCUUGUGAGGCUCCUCUCAGCUGCUGUAUGUGAUCCAGGUCUAAUAACAGGAUACAAGGCCAAAACAGCUCUUGGAGAACAUUUGCUGAACGUUGGUGUGAAUCGAGACAAUGUUUCCGAGAUUUUACAGAUAUUUAUGGAAGCCCACUGCGGACAAACUGAGCUUACUGAAAGUCUGAAGACCAAAGCUUUUCAGGCUCACACUCCAGCACAGAAAGCUUCAGUCCUGGCUUUCCUGAUCAAUGAACUGGCAUGCAGCAAGAGUGUGGUCAGUGAAAUCGACAAGAACAUUGAUUAUAUGUCAAACUUGAGGAGAGAUAAAUGGGUGGUAGAAGGUAAACUCCGCAAGCUCAGAAUCAUUCAUGCUAAGAAAACAGGCAAAAGAGACACUUCAGGUGGCAUUGAUCUUGGAGAAGAGCAACAUCCCUUGGGCACACCCACUCCAGGACGCAAGCGAAGAAGGAAGGGAGGAGACAGUGAUUAUGAUGAUGAUGAUGACGAUGACAGUGAUGACCAAGGGGAUGAAGAUGAUGAGGAUGAAGAAGAUAAAGAAGACAAAAAAGGAAAAAAGGCUGAUAUCUGUGAAGAUGAGGAUGAAGGUGACCAAGCAGCAAGUGUUGAAGAGCUGGAAAAACAGAUUGAAAAACUGAGUAAACAACAGAGUCAGUACAGAAGGAAGCUCUUUGAUGCCUCUCACUCAUUGCGUUCAGUGAUGUUUGGCCAGGAUCGUUACAGACGCCGGUACUGGAUUCUUCCCCAAUGUGGGGGGAUUUUUGUAGAAGGCAUGGAGAGUGGUGAAGGACUAGAAGAAAUUGCAAAAGAAAGAGAAAAACUAAAAAAGGCAGAAAGUGUCCAGAUCAAAGAAGAAAUGUUUGAGACUUCUGGGGACAGUUUAAAUUGUUCAAAUACACAUCACUGUGAACAAAAGGAAGAUCUUAAAGAAAAAGAUAACACAAAUCUAUUCCUUCAGAAACCUGGCUCUUUUUCCAAAUUAAGCAAGCUUUUGGAAGUAGCUAAGAUGCCUCCUGAGUCAGAGGUUAUGACCCCCAAACCAAAUGCUGGUGCAAAUGGGUGCACGUUGUCUUAUCAGAACAGUGGAAAACAUUCACUGGGCAGCAUUCAGUCAACAGCAACGCAAAGCAUUGUGGAAAAGGCAGACUCUAAUAAUCUGUUUAAUACUGGUUCAAGUGGUCCAGGGAAGUUCUACAGUCCUCUCCCCAAUGACCAGUUACUAAAAACGCUGACCGAAAAGAAUAGACAAUGGUUUAGUCUUUUGCCACGAACACCUUGCGAUGACACUUCACUUACUCAUGCCAAUAUGUCAACUGCUUCUUUGGUGACUCCUCAGUCUCAGCCACCAUCUAAGGCACCUUCACCUGCCCCAGCUCCUCUUGGAUCUUCUGCUCAGAAUCCUGUUGGCUUAAAUCCAUUUGCUUUAUCACCUCUUCAGGUGAAAAGUGGAGCAUCUAUGAUGGGACUUCAGUUUUGUGGGUGGCCCACUGGUGUGCUUACUUCUAAUAUUCCAUUUACAUCAUCUGUACCUAGUCUAGGAUCAGGGUUAGGGUUAUCAGAAGGAAAUGGUAAUUCAUUCUUGACUUCCAAUGUUGCUUCAAGUAAAAGUGAAUCUCCAGUACCACAGAAUGAAAAGGCCACCUCAGCUCAACCUGCAGCUGUUGAAGUAGCAAAACCAGUAGAUUUUCCUAGUCCAAAACCUAUUCCAGAAGAAAUGCAGUUUGGUUGGUGGAGAAUUAUUGACCCAGAGGACCUAAAAGCUUUGCUCAAAGUGCUGCAUCUCAGAGGAAUAAGAGAAAAGGCAUUACAAAAACAAAUUCAGAAACAUUUGGAUUAUAUUACUCAAGCCUGCCUCAAGAAUAAGGAUGUUGCUAUUAUUGAACUGAAUGAAAAUGAAGAAAACCAAGUAACUCGAGACAUUGUGGAGAACUGGUCAGUAGAAGAACAAGCAAUGGAAAUGGAUUUGAGUGUCCUUCAACAGGUAGAAGAUCUAGAAAGGAGAGUUGCAUCAGCAAGUUUGCAAGUGAAGGGUUGGAUGUGUCCAGAGCCUGCAUCAGAAAGGGAGGACUUGGUAUAUUUUGAACAUAAGUCAUUUACUAAAUUGUGCAAGGAGCAUGAUGGAGAAUUUACUGGCGAAGACGAAAGCAGUGCACAUGCACUAGAACGGAAGAGUGACAACCCCCUAGAUAUAGCUGUAACCAGGCUGGCUGAUUUGGAGCGGAACAUUGAAAGAAGAAUUGAAGAGGAUAUUGCUCCAGGGCUCAGGGUAUGGAGAAGGGCAUUAUCAGAAGCUCGCAGUGCUGCACAGGUAGCUCUGUGCAUUCAGCAAUUACAGAAAUCAAUAGCAUGGGAAAAAUCAAUUAUGAAAGUUUACUGCCAAAUCUGUCGAAAGGGAGAUAAUGAAGAACUGCUUCUUCUUUGUGAUGGCUGUGACAAAGGCUGUCAUACGUACUGCCAUAGACCCAAGAUUACAACAAUCCCAGAUGGAGACUGGUUUUGUCCAGCUUGCAUUGCUAAGGCAAGUGGUCAAACUCUAAAAAUCAAAAAACUUCAUGUCAAAGGAAAAAAGACUAAUGAGUCAAAGAAAGGCAAGAAGGUAACUUUAACAGGAGAUACUGAAGAUGAAGACUCUGCAUCUACAAGUAGUUCACUAAAAAGAGGAAACAAAGACCUCAAGAAAAGAAAAAUGGAGGAAAACACUUCUAUUAACUUGUCAAAACAAGAAAGUUUUACUUCAGUUAAGAAACCUAAAAGAGAUGACUCCAAGGACCUAGCUCUUUGCAGUAUGAUUCUGACUGAAAUGGAAACUCAUGAGGAUGCAUGGCCUUUUCUACUUCCUGUAAACUUGAAACUUGUUCCUGGUUAUAAGAAAGUUAUUAAGAAGCCUAUGGAUUUUUCCACAAUUAGAGAGAAACUAAGUAGUGGACAGUAUCCAAACCUUGAAACCUUUGCUCUAGAUGUCAGGCUUGUUUUUGACAACUGUGAAACAUUUAAUGAAGAUGAUUCUGAUAUAGGCAGAGCUGGCCACAAUAUGAGGAAGUAUUUUGAAAAAAAGUGGACAGAUACUUUCAAAGUGAGCUGAAGUUAUAAUAAUCUCUUUAUUUUUUUUCCUUUUAAACAAGGACAAAUGAGACCAGCAAUGUGAACUGUAUUUACAUAAACGUGCAAGGCACAUACAUAAUGACUUUCUUUUUCCUUAAGAUAAGUAUAAAAAAAAAAAGUAUCAGAAGAAUGAUACCAUUCUUAAAGGCUUCACUCCUACAACAACCAAGGCCCUCGGUUAUUGGUUUGUGUGAUUUAUCAGCUAAUUUAGGUAGAACAGGGAAGCACACCCAAAGAAUUUUCAAAGGAAAGGGUGUUAUAGUGCAAUAGCAAUUAAAAUCUAUCAAAUCGCACUGAAUACUCAACACCAGAGCUCUAAUGUGGGAAAUGGUUCUCCUUUCCCUCUCAAUAAAUAUCUAUUUUUCAUUUUUUUACUUUGUAGUUUAUUUUUUAGUGAAUGUAUUUAAUUUUAUGAAUUAUUUAUGAUUAAACCACAUCCAGAAUCUUCGUUUUCUGUGAAAAGGAAGAACUAGAAAAUUGCUUUAAAUCUUGAAAAUACAACAAGGAAUGUUUUAAAAUAUAAAACAAAGCCAAGUUAAACUGUUUACACUGAUGUGCUAUAAAAGCACCAAAAAGAAACUUUACUGUAGAGUUACAAGUACAUUUAUAUAUAUAUGUUGCUGCGUCACUUGUGUAGUUAAAUUGUAUUUCAAAACAGUGAAAAAAUUGACGUGUAUAUACUGUUCAUUCUUGUUUAUAUUAAGUCUUGUUUUAAAUAUGUAUUAUGUGUAUAUAUUGUUUGCAGACAUUAUUGUUCAUGCCUUAGAGGAUUGUAGCAUUUUAUUUUCAUCUGAAGGUAAUGAUAGCUAUACAGUCUGUACAGUAAUUAUCCUCUACCAACACUGUGGCGUCUCCUUAAUCUUGGUAGUGCCUGCCUUUGAAACAGGGUGUAGGGGAUAUUAGUUUUCCAUUUUUCUAUUUUGUUAUAUAAUUUUAAGCCACCAGGGCCUAAAUUAAAGUAUAAUCAUUUGUAUCCAUGUGGAAUAAAAUUGUGACAAUUUCCUACGCACACAGUAUUUUUUCAUAGAAACAUUUCCCUCCCAUUUGCCUUGCCUCAGAAAUAAAUUUAAAAGACAUUUGUAACCACUGUGUUUUAUCUACUGUGUGUUGUGGUGGCCUGUUGGAGGCAAAUAGAUCAGAAUUUUUUUUGUACCUAUGUAAGAGUACUUGAAGUUUUAUUUAAAAUAAAAUGUUGUGGAAAAGGUAGCAUUCUUUUUUUAGGAGUGUUAUUUUUCACUAUGUGUGGCACGGAUACAAUAAAAGACUUUUACAAACUAA
Messenger RNA from Nomascus leucogenys (northern white-cheeked gibbon), 9225 nucleotides. RefSeq names its product bromodomain adjacent to zinc finger domain 2B (gene BAZ2B). Gene Ontology annotation, molecular function: DNA binding; protein binding. NCBI's taxonomy places the organism in Eukaryota, Metazoa, Chordata, Mammalia, Primates, Hylobatidae. The record is from RefSeq and is a predicted model, not a curated record.